GGUAGACAUUCUUAAUUUCAAUAACUUUUUCUGGAAUUUCCUUCCAAAGGAUAGUGUUUUCUUCUAAUAUUAAUAAUUUUUAUUACAUUUUCAAAUUCAAAACGUUUGAAAGACAUUUAUGGGGUUUCUUUCAAACGCAACAGCUUAUAUUCUACCAGGACGAUUACCUAAACAACAGUUGCUGGAUUAUCAUGCGAAAAUCCUUCAUCUUGGUGGUAAAGUAUUGUUAGAACCUACAAAAGCCGAGUACAUAUUUGUAAACUAUGUACAAUUAGGAAGAGUACGACGUGAACUGAGAACCAUAGGAACGCCUUUGGAAAGUUGUACACUCUGCAGAUACGUGGUGAACAUUUCUUGGCUGAACGAGCCAAAACAUCCUCUCUCAGAAACUCAUAGCAGUACUUUGUGGUAUAAUGCAAGAAAGUUUCAAGAAGAGAAGCGUCGAUUACCUGAGGAGAGUGAAGUCAAGGAUAAUUUAAAGGAAAACGAGCAACCCGUCGAUGACUCAAAGGAACGCUCGAAAGCAGAAAUAGAAGCCUCUCAGGAAUGCGAAAAUCAAGUAUACCCUACAAACAACACGUUUCCGUAUGUGCUACAAAUGCCGCGCUAUGCUUGUCAGCGAAAAACGCCUUUGACUUCUCUAAAUCAAGACUUCGUAAGUUCCUUAGAAGUAUUAAAAUUAUGUAGAGAAGUUAACGGUGAAUCUAUGCGAGCUCGCGCAUAUGGUAUGGCUAUUUCUUCUAUCAAAUCACUCCCAGUCAAAAUUGAUGAUGGUGAGUUCCUCAGCAAACUUCCUGGAUGUGGUCCGAAAAUUGCUCAUUUAUGGAGGGAAUUCUCAACGACUGGUAGAUUAAAAGAAGCAGAACGAUAUAAAAGUGACCCGGCCGCAAAGGUCAUCCGACUCUUCUACAACAUAUUCGGGGUUGGAGCGGCUAAAGCUCUAGAAUGGUAUCAAAAAGGAUGGCGCACAGUUGAAGAAGUAAGAAAGCAUAAAGACACUUUUACAAAACAGAUUCAAGUUGGGCUUGAGUAUUAUGAAGAUUUUUCAAAAACCACAACCAUAGAAGAAGCUACGAAUAUUUACAGGACAGUUCUUGCUUCAUUACCGGAUGCCAUUCAAGUACAUUCUUGUCUCGUAGGAGGUUUUCGACGAGGAAAACCCGUGGGUGCUGACAUUGACAUGGUUUUAAGUCCUUCACCGGCUCACACAACUAAUCAUUUAUUUAAUGCACUACUAGAAAUUCUAAAACAAGAAUUCUCCUUUAAUUUAAUUUCUGUUCAAGAACACUCUUGUGGUGGGAAAAAGGGAUAUGUUAUCUUAGCGGUAAUAUUGUCACCAGAGUCUAAUAUACACAGGAGAAUCGAUAUUAUUGUCGUUCCUCCGGCAUAUCUUGGUUCCGCCGUAUUGGGAUGGAGUGGUGGUAUCUUCUUCUUGAGAGAUCUAAAGGUCUACGCGAAUGAACGCCAGCUUAGUGUCGACUCAUUCGACAUUACUGAUUUGAAGACAGGAAAGGAUAUCUGCCCUACAACAUUUGGUGAAUGGAAGGAUCCAGUUUCAGCAGAAAGGGACGUGUUUCAUUUGCUUCAGCUUGAUUACAUUGAGCCAAAAUACCGAAAUACGGGUUAAACUCCUCGAAGUCAAUAUAUGUAGGAAUUAUAUAUUUCUUAAUAAUUCUUUGGAUUUUACACAUCUAUUACGUGAAUCCUUACGAUAUUGAAGUCCUUCCACAUUUGAUUUCAUUUGUGUUUACUAACGCACGACCAGAGCACUGGACAGGUAACAUCGUUACUUUCAAAAAUUCUCUCGUGUGACUGAGAAAAGGCCGAAUAUAUAUACCUAAUGCUAACUGACCUUCAGCCAUAUUCCUAAGCACCAGAAAAACACAUACCUUUGGAAAAAUAAUAACCAAAGGAAU
Schizosaccharomyces octosporus yFS286 is the source of this 1916-nucleotide messenger RNA. RefSeq names its product DNA polymerase Xfamily. Gene Ontology annotation, molecular function: DNA-directed DNA polymerase activity; DNA binding. Lineage: Eukaryota; Fungi; Ascomycota; Schizosaccharomycetes; Schizosaccharomycetales; Schizosaccharomycetaceae. The record is from RefSeq and is a predicted model, not a curated record. Gene Ontology annotation, biological process: double-strand break repair via nonhomologous end joining. The transcript has a single exon. Bases 119 to 1627 code for a protein of 502 amino acids. Gene Ontology annotation, cellular component: nucleus.